Messenger RNA from Stomoxys calcitrans (stable fly), 2266 nucleotides. RefSeq lists its product as uncharacterized. The coding region runs from base 883 to 1782 and encodes 299 amino acids. The transcript has 2 exons. The record is from RefSeq and is a predicted model, not a curated record. NCBI's taxonomy places the organism in Eukaryota, Metazoa, Arthropoda, Insecta, Diptera, Muscidae.
GUUCAAACGUAAACCCCUAUUUACUUGUAUCCCGAAAAUUAAGUUAGAAAUCCCAUAUUGGCUCUGUUAGUUACUAUGUAAAACCGCCUAGAGAAAAUAAGCGAAUUUAAAAGUUUUAUCGAUUAUUACGGCCAUAUUGUAAAAGCAAUAUCCGAUGGGUUCUGUCUUGUAUUUUCCUAACCUUUCGACAGUCCACACCUUGGUAAGCUCUAAUCCAAAGAAAUAAAAUCCAUCCAAUGUCCAAACACUAAUUACAUACUUGUGUUUCAUUGCUCUUUAUUUCUACUUUCCAUAAACUACAUCGGGAGCUACAAAGCAAACAAAAAUUAUAGUUUGGUUUGCAUUUGUUUCGGCUCGAGAGAUCCAUAACCAGUUUUACAUCAUCCAGGUUCCAGCUCUUUUCGCGCCCUUGCCUAUCCCCUGUAGUCAUUAAGCUGCGUUCCAUUUCUACAUUUGGUCCUUCGAACCGGAUUGGUUGCGAUACUCUCUGAGAUUUCAGCUCCACAACAACUAUCAUCUCUUAAAGGUACGUUCGUAUUUCAUAUGUUUAGUGCUAUCUAGUAUUCCGUGGCAUUUCAUGUGAUUACACACGUAAAGCACACCAUUCCGAUGUUUGCGGUAUAGAAAUUCUAUUCACGUGUUUUAUGUAGACAAGCAAGUUAAGAAAUAUGAAGAAUUAAUGUGUUUGAUCAAGGAGCGUUUGUGCGAAAAGCUUAAACUUUGACACUGCAUUUUAUUUGGGACUGUCCUGCUCAAAAGUGAAGCCUGCGGAGUAUUUUGGGACCAGAAGGAUUAUUCUUCAUUUCUAAUCGAUUUUUGGAAAAUAAGAAGUCGUUAAGUAAUACUCCAGCCUUGAAUUUGGAGAAAAUCUUAAGUUGACAGAUGUACGUUCAUAUAAUGAAUUCCCACCACCAUGAGAAAAAGAAGCCGGGUCAUUCCUCCUUUGUAUGCAGGCUGUGCAGGAAAAUACAUUCCCUCAAAACAUGCCGUUUAUUCCUCCAAAUGAACACAAAUCAGCGAAUGGAUGUGGUCAAAAAAUACGGAUACUGUCUAAAUUGUCUGGCACACACACAUUCUCAAGGUUCUUGCUUCACCAAAACGGGCUGCAGAUAUUGCCAUCAACGCCAUCAUUCACUGCUACAUAUGCACCCCAGGUUAAAGAAGAAGACAUUUUCUAGAUCAACAAAGUCUCAAGCUCGAAGUAAGCCUAAUAAGAAGUCCGAAACAGCUUCAGCCUCAAAAAAUAUUCCCACGCCACUCAGGCCCAAUGAAGCAGCUAAAGAAUCGUCGACUUCGCUCACUGCAAUACUCCGACAGAAUGCUGCCACCUUACUGCCAACAGCCUCGGUUAUAAUAAACGCAAAGGAUGGGAAGCAUUAUGCCAGAUGUCUACUGGACUCUGCAUCCAGAAUGAGUUCCAUCUCCAAGCCGUUCGUGGACAAGCUGCAACUUACAACGUUAGAACUGGAUAAUGAGACCAUUUGCCCCAUCACUUUGUGGUCCCGUAUUGAGGAAAAUUUCAAGAUAGAGACCACCUUAAGGGUUCAUCGACGUAUAAGUACGAUGACUCCGAAAGAAUCGUACCCGGUGAGCAUAAAGUCGCACUUCCAUAAUUUAGUUUUGGCCGAUAAAACAUUCUACAAGUCUUCGGCUAUAGAUAUAGUCCUAGGAGUCGACAUACUUUCUCGAAUCAUGCGAGAGGGUCUUUUUGCAAGAGUUGGUCUUCCUACGGCCCAAAAUACUGCUUUUGGCAUGGUGAUUUACGGAACAUUUUCUAUUUAAUUAGCAAUACUUGCUGUUAUGUUAUAAUAUAAUUACUCUAUAUAGCAAAAAUAUUUUGAAUUUUAACAUUAGAAAAAAUAGUAACAAAUACUAUAGAAUUAUCAUUAGAAUUGAAUAUAUAUAACCUUAAAAGAACCGUAUGCUUGAAUUACUUUCCUUGAAUUUGAUUAAAUUUGAGAUAUAUUGCCCUUAUUGAAUUUCCAGUAAUACUGCAAGGCGGGCGGAAUGUUUACGUUCAAACGUAAACCCCUAUUUACUUGUAUCCCGAAAAUUAAGUUAGAAAUCCCAUAUUGGCUCUGUUAGUUACUAUGUAAAACCGCCUAGAGAAAAUAAGCGAAUUUAAAAGUUUUAUCGAUUAUUACGGCCAUAUUGUAAAAGCAAUAUCCGAUGGGUUCUGUCUUGUAUUUUCCUAACCUUUCGACAGUCCACACCUUGGUAAGCUCUAAUCCAAAGAAAUAAAAUCCAUCCAAUGUCCAAACACUAA